CGAGUGGAGGAUACGAUCCUCAUCAGAGUUCAGAGAUCCCCAAAUUUCCUUCCUGCGUCUUGGCGAGUGAGAAAGAGCGAGUGAAGCCAAAACCCUAAUUCCUUCCUCCAGUUCUCUACGCGCCUCAACCCCACUCGCCUUUGGUUUUUGCAGGACAUCACCUCAACUCAACUUACAGGUUUAGAGGAAGUUACUGAAAUCAAAUAAACUCUAGUCAUGGACAUAGAUCUUAGGUUGCCCUCUGGUGAACAAUGUAAGGAAGAUGAAGUGCAUAAUGGAUUAGAAGAUAGCAUGCUGGAUGGUGAUGAAAAACUGCAACUGCAUACUGGAGAUCUUGGAAACCUGAUAGGUGUUGGAGAGGAGGUACAGGCUGAAGAUGGUGGAGACUUGAAUUCUUCUGCUGUGGAUAUGGGAGUGUUCAAAGAGGAUGUGAACCUUGAGCCUCUUUCUGGUAUGGAAUUUGAAUCUCAUGGGGAAGCAUAUUCUUUCUAUCAAGAAUAUGCACGGUCUAUGGGAUUCAACACUGCUAUACAAAAUAGUCGCCGUUCAAAAACAUCUAGAGAAUUCAUUGAUGCAAAAUUUGCCUGUUCUAGAUAUGGAACCAAGAGAGAGUAUGACAAAUCUUAUAACCGGCCACGUGCAAGACAAAGUAAGCAAGACCCUGAAAAUUCAACUGGUCGGCGAUCAUGCUCAAAGACAGAUUGCAAAGCAAGCAUGCAUGUGAAAAGAAGACAAGAUGGAAAAUGGGUGAUUCACAGUUUUGUUAAGGAGCAUAACCAUGAGCUUUUACCUGCCCAAGCUGUUAGUGAACAGACCAGGAAGAUGUAUGCUGCAAUGGCUAGGCAAUUUGCUGAGUAUAAAAAUGUUGUUGGUCUUAAGAAUGAUCCCAAAAGUCCAUUUGAUAAGGGUCGAAAUUUGGCAUUAGAAGCAGGGGACAGUAAGAAUUUGCUUGAAUUUUUCACAAUAAUGCAGAAUAUGAAUUCUAACUUCUUCUAUGCAAUAGAUCUUGGUGAGGAUCAACGCCUAAAGAAUUUGUUAUGGAUCGAUGCCAAAAGUAGGCAUGACUAUAGUACUUUCUGUGAUGUUGUAUCCUUUGAUAUGACCUAUGUCAAGAACAAAUAUAAAAUGCCUCUUGCUCUAUUUAUUGGGGUGAACCAGCACUAUCAAUUCAUUUUGCUUGGCUGUGCUUUGAUAUCAGAUGAGAGUGCUGCAACAUUUUCAUGGCUAAUGAAGACUUGGUUGAGAGCAAUGGGAGGACAUCCCCCCAAAGUUAUCAUCACUGACCAAGAUAAGGCUCUAAAAUCAGUUAUUUUGGAGGUCUUUCCAAAUGCUCAUCAUUGUUUUUUUCUAUGGCAUGUUCUGGGAAAGGUUUCUGAAAAUCUUGGUCAUGUAAUUAAGCAGCAUGGAAACUUCAUGGCAAAAUUAGAGAAAUGCAUCUAUAGGUCAUGUACAAAUGAAGAGUUUAUAAAAAGAUGGUGGAAAAUUCUUGAUAGAUUUGAACUGAAAGAUGAUGAAUGGAUGAAGUCUUUGUAUGUAGAUCGUAAAAACUGGGUUCCAACCUACAUGGUGGAUUUUCUGUUGGCUGGGAUGUCUACAGUUCAGCGUGCCGAGAGUGUAAACUCCUUCUUUGAUAAGUAUGUGCAUAAGAAAACCACUGUGCAAGAGUUUGUGAAACAGUAUGAAUCAAUUUUACAAGAUAGGUAUGAAGAGGAAGCUAAAGCUGAUUCUGAUACAUGGAACAAGCAACCAGCACUGAAAUCUCCCUCACCUUUUGAGAAGAGCGUUGCAGGGGUAUAUACACAUGCAGUGUUCAAAAAGUUUCAACUGGAAGUUUUGGGCGCAGUUGCUUGUCAUCCCAAAAAGGAGAACCAAGAUGGCACAACCAGUACUUUCAGAGUUCAAGAUUUUGAAAAGAAUCAGGACUUUAUAGUUAUUUUGAAUGAAAUGAAGCCUGAAGUUUCCUGUCUAUGUCGAUUGUAUGAAUACAAAGGUUAUCUCUGUAGACAUGCAAUGGUUGUUCUCCAGAUGUGUGGUCUCUCUGCCAUUCCAUCCCAAUAUAUUCUGAAAAGGUGGACUAAAGAUGCAAAGGGCAGGCAUUUGUUUGGAGAAGAAUCUGAACAAGUGCAAUCUAGGGUUCACCGGUACAAUGAUCUCUGUCAACGGGCAAUGAAAUUGACUGAAGAGGGAUCUUUAUCCCAAGAGGGUUACAACAUUGCAUUCCGUGCCCUGGAAGAAGCUUAUGGGAAUUGCUUGAGUGCAAACACUUCUAACAAGAGCCUGAUAGAUGCUGUUACGUCACCUACUCAUGGUCUGAUAUGCAUUGAAGAAGAUAACCAAAGUAGAAGUACGGGCAAGAUAAACAAGAAAAAGAACCCAACCAAGAAAAAGAAGGGAAAUUCAGAACAGGAGAUCAUGACUGUUGGGGCGCAAGACAGUUUGCAACAAGUGGAUAAAUUGAGCCCAAGACCAGUAACCCUUGAUAGCUAUUUUGGCACACAACAGAGUGUCCAAGGAAUGGUGCAACUGAAUUUAAUGGCUCCUCGGGAAAGUUAUUAUGCAAAUCAACAGGCAAUGCAAGGGCUGGGACAGUUGAAUACAAUGCCGACAAAUCCUGAUGGUUACUAUGGGACUCAGCAAACCAUGCCCGCAAUGGGGCAGAUGGACUUCUUCCGAACACAUGGUUUUUACAUUCGGGAUGACCCCAGUGUGAGAGCAACACAGUUGCAUGAGGAUGCCUCGAGACAUGGAUGAUACUACUACUCUCUUUGUGAAGAUGGGGACAGGAUACCAUUGAGUGCUUGGUCAGAAGUCAAGAGGGAACAAAUUGUACUAAGAGCUGAAAUGGUUGUAAAGAUGGAAGCUUUUGCAUUUUCAGGUUACAUGAAGGAAACAAUAAUGUAUUGGUGUCUGUAGGGUAAUGAUAUGUAGGGUGUUUCUAGCUUCAUGGUUCAUUAGUUGGGACAAAUUAAAAUUGGAGCUAGUAUUUCUUGUAUAGUUUGUUGUAUUUUGUUUAUAUAUGAGGUCGUUAACAGCCUCACUUCAAUGACGUUGUAAGCAAUAUGAUGCAUGUUCCUGAUACUAUGUUCCUCCGGUCAUCUCUUGCGGUUUAAAAUAAUGGACAAUGAUUAUU
Messenger RNA from Rubroshorea leprosula, 3130 nucleotides. Lineage: Eukaryota; Viridiplantae; Streptophyta; Magnoliopsida; Malvales; Dipterocarpaceae. The record is from the annotation of a GenBank genome assembly.